Messenger RNA from Mycosarcoma maydis (corn smut), 4200 nucleotides. RefSeq lists its product as uncharacterized. The record is from RefSeq and is a predicted model, not a curated record. Bases 1 to 4200 code for a protein of 1399 amino acids. Gene Ontology annotation, biological process: SREBP signaling pathway. Lineage: Eukaryota; Fungi; Basidiomycota; Ustilaginomycetes; Ustilaginales. Gene Ontology annotation, molecular function: sterol binding; protein binding. The transcript has a single exon. Gene Ontology annotation, cellular component: endoplasmic reticulum membrane; Golgi membrane.
AUGGCCCAAGAGGGGCUUGGAGUGCGGCGCGACCCUCAAAAGCUCACAACGAGGAGAGCAAGGAGGUCGCCGUCCGGCUCUGCGUCUUCACUGCCCCUCGUUCGUCAACUGCGGUCUCGAGGCGAAGCACUGUUUCAACUACAUGGACGAUGGAUCUCUAAACACCAAAUUCGCACCUUGCUGCUCUGCUCGCUCGUCAUCACCUCUCUCUUUUAUCCCGCCGUGGGCAUCUACUUUUGGGCAUCUAAAGGUGGCCCUGGUGUCUCGAGAGGCGAUGCCAAGAGCGUAUGGAGGUCGCUCAGCACCCCUUUCAUGGACUCGUUUGCCAGCAGCGGCCGAAAGCACGUCAACGCAUUGAGUGACCUUCGCAUGGUGUGGGACGAUGCACGCGACCUUCAAGCUGUCGACAUCAGCGACGCCAAGGUCCUUCUCGAUCACCGAACACGGCAAUCUUCAUCUUCCGCUGGCAUUCUAGCCCAUCCAUUUUCGCGACCGCGCUGCCGAUCGAUCCGUGUCGAACAUGUCUUUAUCACCACCGACGAUGUCAUGGCAGGCAGAGGCCCUCGAUUCGGCGUGCUCGAGAAACGUAUUCUCAAUUCAGCGCUCCAGCUGCAAAAGUCGAUUGAAUCGGAAUUGGCAGAUGCCCAAGAUGACGACAGCCGCAAGUCUGGCUUGGUCUGUGUACAAGCACGCACCUCCUUUCCCGGUCGACAGACUACCUUCGGCAAGGAGGCGGCCUGCCUGACGUUAUCGCCGCUUGAAUACUGGAACUUGGACUCGCAAGCCAUCCUGAAAGAUGACACGCCUGCGCUUUUUGUCGCUCAUUCCUCGCUCAAUCGCACCAGAUUGGGGGCCCCAAUGUCUCCUUCCACCACUCUGGCCGGGCGGUGGCAUCUGUUCAAGCGAUUGCCUCGAGCCGAAUUCCUCGCCUUUACUUUUUUCUUGCACAACGACCAUCCUGCCGCAUGCUCCAAUGCAGAAUCUUCUCCAUCUGUGGCCAAGCCAAUCUCCUCGUCAGCCGCUCAAGCAAGCUGGCAAGAUCUCCUCACUCGAGUCACGGGCGGUCAGGUACGGCUCAUCGCGUCGCCUGAAAGCAUCUCUCACAAUCUCGUCCUGCAAUUCGCUCCGCACGCAGCUGCAUCCAAGCGCAAGCCUACACACAUCUUCCUCUUGACAGCUUACGCCUUUGUCAUCAUCUACAUCUCGCGUGGCCUCGUCAACUUGCGUAAAGUUCACUCGCGCUUCGGUCUUGCAUUUACCGGCACCACCCAACUGAUCAUCAGCAUGAUCAUGAGUGUUAGCAUCUGUGCGCUUCUUGGUAUCCGACUCACCCUUGUUCCUUGGGAACUCCUGCCUUUUGUCAUUGUCGUCGUUGGCUCGGAGAACAUGUACAGUCUCACCAAGGCCAUCGUCGACACGCCGCUAUCCCUUACAGUAUCGUCACGCAUCGCACACGGUUUGGGCAAAGUGGGCGUGCCCAUCACCCUGACCACGCUCGCAGAUAUUCUGCUGCUGCUUGUCAUCGCUCUCUUCAUCGAGGUGAGAGCUGUGCGCGAGUUUUGCAUCUUUGCCAUUUUCUCACUCAUCAUGGACUGGUUCCUGCAGAUGACCUUCUUCGUCACCGUCCUCAGCAUCGACAUGCAACGUCUCGAGCUGGCCGACCUUCUGACGCAAGGCACUCGACUGAGCAGGAAGCAGGAGCAUCUUUCACACUCACACGAUAGCACUACCCACAGAAGCACCAGCGGCAGCGAAGAUGCAGAUGGUGACGCUCAUUCUGACGCGAGGAAACGCGGUAGUGUCAUCGGAGUACCUGCCAGAUCUGGCAACAUUGUCGUUGCAGCAGUGUCCAAGUUGUGGAAGGCAAGGACCGCCAGAACUGCAAGUCUCACCCUCAUCCUCGUCUAUAUGGGUGGGCUUUACCUUUACUAUGGGACAGGUUUCCCAAGCCAUCAGCAAUCGAGCUACAUCCUUCCGGACGACUGGGAUACAACUCGUCCCACUCCGUCCUCGAAUAGCGCCUUUGAUCCAUUUGGACAUCUCGAUACCAAGCUCAAUCCUUCUUUGCCUUGGUGGACGUCGUCGCCGAGCGCGGACUUCUGGACCUCACUCAACCCCAUGGGCGCUCAAGAGCUGCGAAUUGACGUCAGGCCGUGGACCAUUCUCUCGCUUCGUUCAUCUACCGAGGGACAGGCCCCUCCGUCUGUUGCCACUUUUGCAGACUGGGCCUUAUUCCGUCCUAGAAUUCGAGCAGUCGUCUGGUUUGUCAAGCUCGUCAUCCUUCCAAUUUCUGGCACCACAGCGCUACUCUGGAUGUUGUUGCUCUACCUGCUCAAAGAUACUGAGCUUCUUGACGCACAGCGGGACAAAUCCGAAGCGGAUCCCUCCGAGGGGAUGAACGGAUGUACAGCCCCUACCUCGCCGUUGUCUCUUGAACCCAAAACUGCGGUCAUCGCCAACGCUCACUCCUGUGAUAUCGAAUAUCUCGUUCAGGACGGAGGGCUUGCAGCCUCGAUUGAUAAUGGUGGAGACAUUCACAUUUGGAGAGUCGACGGCGGCAACGCAUCGAAUGAAGAUUCGCGACGAAGAAGCACGAUUGGCAGAGCACGUUCGGGGCUUGCACUCGAACAGAGCGUUUUCGUAGCACUGGCACUCUCAGCCGAGGCAGGCUGGUUGGCCAUCGGAUAUGCAUCGGGUAGAGUGCUGUUCCUCUCCGCUGAGACUUUGGAGCCAAUUUGGGAUUACAUUGUCCUUGAUUCGGCCUCGCCCAUCACUAGCUUGACGCCGCAGCACCAAGAAUCCAUGCACCGCCUCGACACGGCUGUUGCGCUGUCGGCCCACUGCGACGGCACGAUUCGCGUUUGGAAUGUAGCACGAAAAGAGGUCAAGCUGGUUACAUCUCGAACCCAACUUGACUCCCGGUUGCGCUGGCGAUCCUUGAAUGUCCUCGUGGCUGCGGGCCAGAAUCCGAGCGCCAACAUCAUCAGCAGUAGCACAGCCAAUGGCAGUUCAGUCAGCUCGGCGUCAUCUCGAACACCUUUGAUAGGCUUUGCAACUUCUGACGGCCAAUUUCAUAUUCGAGCAGUAGAGUCGGGAGGCGUAAGCACCAAGACCGUGUUCACUCUCAAGAUGGAAGACCGCGGCCAAAUCUGCUCGGCGCUACUCUGUCAGCUGUCUAGUCGACCGUCUGUGGCAGACGAGGCACCGCUGUUGAGAAACACACUCCUCCUCGGUUUCGCCAAUGGGCGAGCACAGCUGAUUGACUCGGAUUCAGCCGAAAGCAUCAGCAGCGUCGACUUGGACGAUGGGCCUGUAAUAGGCCUUUCAGCCAUGGACUCUGGCGAGGUCAGCACUUCUGCGUUCAUCGCACAGACCACAGGUCGAGCUUCACUGCUCGUUGUCUCGAGCGGUCCUUCCGCUGGAGCUGCAGUGAUGGAGAAGAGCGGGUCCAUUCACAGCAGCUUGAGCGCGGUGGCAUCCGGCUCACCCCUCCGCAUUCGCACGCCGAACGGAUCUAGCACGAAUGCUGCUAAUUUCUGGGCAGACGUCUCGACACCGCCGAGUCCUGCCUCGGAGCUUACGAAUCCAAUGGCGUACCCGAUGUCGUCGCAUGGAUCGGCUUCUAGGCUGCGUCGCGCAAGUGCACACAUGCGAGAUCGCAGCGGCACGGGCGCAUCGGCCGAUGGUAGCUCUCAGACUUUGGCAGCCUCAUCGAGCUUGUCGGUCUUCCCGAACACGCCACCGCCUAGCGGAACCAUGCAGAAGUCGGAUGACCGCCAGCUGAGGUUUCUUGGCUGGGUUCGAUGUCAGAGAGGCGGAAGCUUUGCCGCUGGGGCUGGAAGCCUACUCGUCGGUGUUGGUCGAGCGCCGAGGAGCUCGACUCAGAGCCGAUGGGAGUGGUGGGCGCUUGACCUGCGCGAAGAACUGAUUCUCGGACGCGGCGGAGAACUUAUGGUGCCACGUCAGCCAUUACUCCUCACGUCGGAACAGGUAACCAGGAGGCCGUCGCCAGGUCGUCAAUCUCUGCAACAUUCGCGAACAGGACGGCGCUCACUAGAGAUAUCGCUCGAUGAUGCGUUGUCGUUCUCACGCCUGCAUCCUGUGCAGGGUCUCUCAACGUCUCAGCGCCAUGAGACUGGCCUCAUCUUUGGAUUUGGAGGCUCGAUUGGCGUGCUCCGCAUCUAUUCAAAGCCAGCCUGA